Momordica charantia (bitter melon) is the source of this 1264-nucleotide messenger RNA. RefSeq lists its product as uncharacterized. NCBI's taxonomy places the organism in Eukaryota, Viridiplantae, Streptophyta, Magnoliopsida, Cucurbitales, Cucurbitaceae. Gene Ontology annotation, molecular function: cyclin-dependent protein serine/threonine kinase inhibitor activity. The record is from RefSeq and is a predicted model, not a curated record. Gene Ontology annotation, cellular component: nucleus. Gene Ontology annotation, biological process: negative regulation of cyclin-dependent protein serine/threonine kinase activity.
UCACCGUCUGAGAGCCACAGUGAGUUUAUAGAAAGAGAAGAGAGCUUUCUCUCUCUACGCAGCUCUUCCACUCCACUCUCUCUCUUCAGAUUCGUACUGUCAAACACCAACGACCCUACGAACCAAUUCUGAGUUGAUCAGACGACAGUGUGUGUGAGUGAGUGGGAGAUAAUGGUGAAGAAAUGUAGGGGAGUUGCAGAGAUUUCAGUCAUGGAGCUCGACCUCAGGACUACCAGAGCCGCCCAGCCUGAUUUGGAUGAUGACGAUUUGCCCGCUUCCACCUCCAACAAGAGGAAGAUUACGGCCGGAACAGAUCUGUUUCAGUUUUCCACCGCCACGACGUCGUUUCUCAAGCUCCGUAGCCGGAGACGACGCCGGAUUCUUUUGCCGGAGAAUUCGGUUGCUACGGCUCCGCCGGAGACGACUGUCCUUCGCCAGCCGAGGACGAGCUCUACCACUCCUUGCUCAGAUGAUGAUGCGUCCGCUAUCUGUUGCUCCAGUAGUAACGGCUGCAGCGAGGUUGUUGAGGAGAGUCGCGUGAUCAAGUUCGUGGAUCUGGAGGAUGAGAAUAAUGAUGAACUUGGAGUGCGAGCGUACGAAAAUCGCAGUCGAGAAAGUUUGCGAAUACAGUCUCAUAAAGCUUCAGUACUCCGUUCUUCCUUUCCAUCUUCUUGUAGGAGAGAGACCACUCCGUCUAGCAAAUUUCGGUCAGCGCAGUCCGACGACAUGGAGUCUCCGGCAGGGAAAAGCGAGGCAACUUCUGGUGAUACAUCGUCUUUGUCAGUAGCGAAGAUGCCGACAGAAUCCGAUCUCGAAGAAUUCUUCAUAUCCGCUGAGAAAAACCUCCAGAAAUGCUUCGCAGAGAAGUACAACUACGACAUUGUUGAGGACGUUCCCUUGGAAGGACGUUACGAAUGGAUUCGAUUAAAGCCAUAACAGAAGACAAAAUCAAGAAAAUAGAACCAUUCUGAUCUCUCCUUAGCCUCGUAUAUUAGCUUAAUCCUCCAUUAGAGCGUACGUACUAAUUCAAUCCUUCCUUCUUUGUAGACUUCCCUCUCCUUCUCUCUUUUUUCCUUUUCUGAUUGUACAGUUAGCGCUCUCUCGUUAAUUUGUUCUUCGUACGGGUUAUACGGAGAGAGACGCUUCUGCAGAAAAAGAGAAAUUGUAAAUUCCUUAGCGGAUUAGGAAGAAUUUGAUCCAAAAAAGAAAAGAAGAGAAAAAUCUUAUUCGAGAAGAUGAGCAUCUAAAAUUCGUCAGUUUGCUA